UUAUGUACUACUUUUCGUAUGUUUGACAAGCAAAUAGUGAAACAAAUUCUAUUCUUUACAAAGGCAUUUACAGACAAGAUAGGACUUACAUAAGGCAAGUCUCUACAUGCAAAUGUACCUGAUAUGGCUUAUGUGGACAGGUUACUCGCUUUUGUCAAAUAUGGUGUAGCUCUAUAUUUGACAAUCACAUAUCAUCCUGAUCAGAAAAAUGGAAAUUAAAACAAAUGAGAUAAACCCAUCGAAGAGCUGUGAUUUGACAAGAGGGCAUGAACACUACCUCAGUCAUAUAUUAUUAUUGGAAAAAGCUUCGCCCAUCGCAUUGAAGGCCAUUAUAAAAAGAGAAGAGAAAAAAUUUGGAAAAGAUAUUGGGAUUUUGCUAAUUGAGAAUAAAGAUACGUUUAAAGCCCAGUACGAAAUAGAGUAUCUUCAAUUAUUUCAAAGAGAAGAUGUCAAUGACGACAUUGAUACGUGGGACACUCUUCAAUUGUGUGCUGUAACAUUUGCUUUGUUUAAAUCUGAUCUAACUGAACCAGAAGUUAAAGCCAUUCAAUGUAUAUAUGAUCAGAGGAAAGAUAUUGAACAUUACGUAGAAUGUGCCUCCCUAACAUACAAUACCUACAAGGAGAAACAAUAUUUAUUGCACAACCAAUUACUUGAGUUAAUAACGCUCAUAGACGACCAAGCUAAUCUUGAUUGUAAACGUAUGGUGUUUUCAUUUCAAUCAAAAUCAAUAAAAUUAAGCGAAUCACAGAUAGGCAAACUAACACAGACAGAUGACAUUAACACUCAUCUUAAAAUUGCAAUAGAAGAAGAUGUCGUAACAGAAAACGUUAUCAUUGGCGAAGAGAACGAUCAACAGUUCCAGACAAAUGUGACACGGACAGAUGACAUUAACACUCAUCUUAAAAUUUCAAUAGAAGAAGCUGUCGUAACAGAAAACGUUAUCAUUGGCGAAGAGAACGAUCAACAGCUCCAGACAAAUGGCCAAAUGUUCACUGAAGAACUUCAGAACAAAUCUGUCUACGUCAAUGAUUCAGCUGUUUUGACAUGUAAACUGAACAUUCCAACAGAUGAAAAUGUUGAGUGGAGGAAAGAUAACAAGCCGGUUGAAACUUCAAACAAUUUAAUGGUCAUGAGCAAGAAUGGCAAUCACUGGUUAGCGAUUUCCCGUGCAUCAUUGGAAGAUCUGGGUCAAUAUACGUGUAUAUUUGGCCAUAUUUCAACAUCCGCUGAUCUUACUGUUAUAGAUGAGGCAUUACGUGUGGUCGUUGAUUUGCCUGUCAAGAUUGAAGUUAUUGAGCAUGGAAACAUUGAUAUAGAAUGUAAGGUGAACCUGCUAUCGAGUAAACCUAUUUGGCGACACAAAGGGGAAAGUCUACAAUCAUCUUGUAGAAAGGUUAUACUAGCCAAGGGUAAUACACAUAAAUUGAUGAUCACGAAUGUAACAUUACACGACGAGGGUGAAUAUAUAGUUGACUUUGGGAAUGUCUCAUCUAAAACAACAGUUCAAAUACAAGGGGAAACAGACCUUAUCCACAGAAAACAGAUAAAACACGAAUUGUACAGAAAUUGGAUGAGAGGCGCUCUAGCGUUAAAAUAUUUGAAAAUCGGUUUAGAGGGGUUUUCCGACAAGGUUGCUACUAAACAACAUAAUGAUCUAAUGAAAACUAUUGGAAAUACAUGCAACACUUGUACAGAGAGAAGUCUUCUCCCACAUAAACAAGAUCAAUGCCCACGGCAAGGAAAACAUCAAUGUUUAUGUACUAAGAGUCAGAAAAACAAGUCAAGACAAAUGUGUCCAAAUGGGGGAUUUUGUGGCAACGUUUAUAAUCGAAUAGUUUGUAAACAUCGCUUUCAAAAUCCAUCAUUCACGAACACGGAUGUCUUGAAAUGGAGCAGCGAUCCAUGGAGUGUUGCUACAUGCUUUAUAAAUACUACUGGCUACAAAGGCAAACAAUCAGCUAAAGAUAUCGACUGCUCUGGUUUACUUAGUAUGUGUAUAAACACAGUUGAUAUAGAAAAGAUGCUUGGAGAAUGUAUCAUCGAUGGGAAAAUAGAUGCGUUUGCACAGGAGAGCUGUGAUAUCACUAGAGGGCAUGAACACUACCUUUGUCUUAUAUUAUUACUGGAACAAGCUUCACCCAUCACAUUGAAGGCCAUAAUUAAAAGGGAAGAGAAGAAAUGUGGAAAAAGUAUUGGUACUUUGCUAAAUGAGAAUAGAGAUGCGUUUAAAACCCAGUACGAAACAGAGUUUCUUCAAUUAAUUCAAGAGGAUGAUGUCAAUGACGACAUUGAUACGUGGGACACACUUCAAUUAUGUGCUGUGACAUUAGGUUUGUUUAAAUCUGAUCUAACUGAACCAGAAGUUAAAGCCGUUCAAUGUAUAUAUGAUCAGAGGAAAGAUAUUGAACAGUACACCGAAUGUGCCUCCCUAACAUUUAAUACUUACAACGAGAAACAGCAUUUAUUGCAUGAUCAAUUACUCGAAUUGAUAACGCUCAAAGACGACCAAGCCAAUCUCAAUUGUAAACGUAUGAUGUUUUCAUUUUAA
Ruditapes philippinarum (Manila clam) is the source of this 2551-nucleotide messenger RNA. RefSeq lists its product as uncharacterized. The coding region runs from base 209 to 2551 and encodes 780 amino acids. The transcript is spliced from 8 exons. Lineage: Eukaryota; Metazoa; Mollusca; Bivalvia; Venerida; Veneridae. The record is from RefSeq and is a predicted model, not a curated record.